UGCAGCAGCACAGAGCACUUCAGAAGUGAGCGGAGCGGAACGGAGCAGGGUGGAGAAAAAGUUGGACAGAAGUUUUGGUCCAGUUGAGUCCAGCCAUGUAACAUGCACCUCUGUUCUAUGGCUCCUCCUGCUGCCGUGCACAACUCACCACACUCUGGGGGCAAAACGUGGUGAGGAUCCUCAGACAGUACAGGCAGAUGCAGAAACAGUUGAACUGAAUGAACAACUCUAAUGAACAGAUUCAAAACUAGGUGUGAAAUGAGGUUGAAAGUGAAGUGGUGAAUAACAGGAAGCAAAUAUGGCCUAUUGAUAACUAUCAGAAAACAACCACUUAAGUCUCCAUUAGAGCCUCGGGAUUAUAUAAUAUACAUUUAUAUCAUCUCAUUCAGCAAACAAUAAAAAGGGAUUAAACCAAGUUUUGCCCUCCACUUCAUUACUGAGUGGACUUAUCUGCCACGCAGGCCUUUAUCGCUGUUUACUGCUUCACUCUUGAGAACACUGGCGUAUUAAAAUGUCACAGUUCACCAACUUGUCAAUCACUUCACACACCUGUUUUUAUGAAAUGGUGUAUGUGUGUGUGGACAGGGACUUUUUUUUUUUUUUUUGCAUGAUUGUGUUUAUGCAUCCAGUGUCAAGUGCUACCCCCAAACCCCUCAGAGCUCCGGAGGCAGAGAGGCUGACUCGUUCGACAGUGCGGCUGAAGAUGGGCUCUCCUCCCUGGACUCGGAGCUUCGGGCAGCCCUGGAGUGCUGCUGGGUCUCUGUGGGGCUGGGCCACGUCCAGGCUACAUCUCGGUCGGACAACCAGGUUCUGUCAUCAGGACGAGGAGAUGCUGGUUCUGACCCACAAUGAUGAGUUGAACCGAACCUAUGGCACCACAGCCUGUCUGUUACUGAGCGGGGCUCCCCCACUGUGACUGAGAGACCAGCUCCGACAGGAUCCAGCAGCGCCUCAUGGCGCGACCGUCCAGCUUUCAAAGAAACCCGAGCUACUGUGAUCUCCACUGGGCCCAGGACCGUCACCGUAACGUCAGCGGUUUCCAGUGCAGACUCCGCGUGGUUCAAAGCACAGAGAUCCUCUGAGAUGCCAUCGGACAAGAUGGGAAGCAGCAGCGAGGAGAACCUGAGCUUCGACCAGAAGAAGGGUAACAAGAGCGGACCCUACGGGAUGGACGGACCGCUCAAAGGGGAUGUACACAAGCAGAGACUCUCUGAAGACGGAGAGGAGAAAUGGGAAGGAAAGGAAAGUGCGGAGGGGACGUCUCAGUUCCGCACCAGUCUGGACGAAGAGAGAGCAGCGAUGAGUUUGGCGGAUUCGUUUCCGAGCGCCACUGUCGGCACCACUGGUCUGAAUCCCUCUCCCACCAUAACCGCCUGGGAGGCCGGCUGGAACGUGACAAAUGCCAUACAGGGCAUCUUUGUGUUGGGUUUACCCUUUGCCCUGGUCCAGUCAGGCUACGUGGGUCUGGUUCUGUUGGUUCUGUCAGCAUGGGUCUGUAACCACACGGGGAGGAUCCUGGUGGCCUGUCUAUAUGAAGAGGAACAGAGUGGGGGGUCAAAGGUCAGAGUUCGGCACAGCUACCAGGACGUGGUGGAGGCCUGCUGCAAAGGGCUGUGGCCACACUGGCCUGGACUGGGAGGGUGGAUGGUGAAUGUGGCUCAGGUCGUUGAACUGUUGAUGACCUGUACCCUGUAUCUGGUCGUCUCCACCAGUCUGUUGUCUGACAGUUUGGCAGGAUUGGCCGUUCCUCGGUUGGUGUGUUCUCUGGCCUCGCUGGUCUUCCUGCUGCCCUGCCUGCUGCUGACCGACCUCAGACCAGUGUCCACGCUCAGCCUGCUCUGCUCGCUGGCUCACAUACUGAUCAGCCUGAUGGUCAUGCUGUACUGUCUGAGUCUGUCCGGCAGCUGGUCCUGGUCCUCUCUGUCUCUGUCCGUGGACCCCGAGGACUUCCUCGUCUCGGUGGGCGUCAUCAUCUUCUCCUACACCUCGCAGAUCUUCCUCCCGCCUCUAGAGGGCAGCAUGGAGGACCGAGGGCAGUUUAAUGCCAUGCUGGGUUGGACCCACGGUGCUGCCUGCAUCAUGAAAACCACGUUUUCUUUACUGGCCGUGUUGACCUGGGGCGAGGAGACCACUGAGGUCAUCACAGAUAACCUGCCCUCUGACCUUCGACCCUUGGUCAACCUGUGUCUGUUGGCGAAGGCCCUGCUGUCCUACCCCCUGCCGUUCUACGCCGCAGCUGAAAUACUACAGGCCUGUCUGCUGAAAGACUCCGCUCGCGCGUUGGACUGCCAACGCGAAGGUCGAGGCGUGUCUCGUCCCGCCCUGCUGGUCCGCGGCGCCCUGCUGAUGACAUCAUACCUGCUGGCCCUGCUGGUGCCCAGGUUUUCCCUGUUGAUGGGCCUGACGGGCAGCGUGACCGGGGCGGCCAUGACGUUCAUACUGCCGUGCCUGUUCCACCUCCGACUGCACUGGGGCCGCCUCGCUUUGGGGGAGCGGCUGAUGGAUGUGGCUAUAUUGAGUGUAGGGGUCGUCUGCAGCGUGUCUGGUGUGAUUUGUUCAGUGAAAAGACUGGUGGGGGGACUGUAGGGAGGGGAAGGUGGAUGGGUGAAUGGAAAGUGGACGGGUCAAAUUGGCCACUUUAACAGACGACUGACGCUUCUAUUUUCUACACAGUACAAUGAAAAGCACAGAACCACAUGUUGUUUCCAUGACAAGGUCAAGAAUUUACUGGUGUUUUAUUUAGAAUUUUAUAAUUAUUUUCUGACAAUCUUGUCGCCCCCCCCCACACACACACACACACAUUCAUUGUUGAUAAUAAACAUUAUACCUUAACAUGACAUACUGCAGUGGUAUAAUUAGGGUGAUUUCCUGUAGUUACCAUGGUGAAAUAUUACAUAUUGAUGUGCGUGAUGGGAGAAUCAAUCAACAAUAUGAAAUUAAAGUCAACCUCCUGUUUCUAUACGCUUCUCAUCGAUUUUUUUCCCGACACCACGGGGGAUGUUUGUGUCAUUCUAUUAACCAAACCAUCAAAACUCUAAAAGUCCAUUUCUCCACACUGUCUUGUUUGUGAGAGGAAGAAAAUAAAGACAUCUUUUUUCUUUUUCUUUUAAAUUGCCUUGGACGCCAAAGGACGGAGUUGUUUUCUUUCAAUAAGAGAUUGUCCUAAAGUUGCACAAACAACGUCCAAAAUAUCCCCGGGUUUUUUUUCAGAAUAUGGAGUUUUUGCUACACGUGCACAAAUUCGACACUGACCCAUGAAAAGAACA
Molecule: messenger RNA, 3266 nt
Organism: Scophthalmus maximus (turbot)
Lineage: Eukaryota; Metazoa; Chordata; Actinopteri; Pleuronectiformes; Scophthalmidae
Product: vesicular inhibitory amino acid transporter
Exons: 9
Coding region: 1084-2586 (500 amino acids)
Biological process (GO): amino acid transmembrane transport
Cellular component (GO): vacuolar membrane
Molecular function (GO): amino acid transmembrane transporter activity
Source: RefSeq, a predicted model, not a curated record